CCGGUGAGUUGCAGCUAUCGCGAGAGCACAACUCGGAAGUCACACGUCUGGAGCCGGUGGCCGGGGAACCCACGUGUAGCGGGCUUGGGGUCGCGGUCCGCAGAGGCAGUCCGGCCGGAGGCGCGAUGGGGAAGCUGCGCCGGCGGUAUAACGUCAAGGGGCGGCAGCAGGCGGCCCCCGGCCCCUCGAAGAGCGCCCCCGAGCCGCCUCCCGUGCGGCUGGAACUGGAGGACAAGGACACGUUGAAAGGCGUGGAUGCUAGCAACGCGCUUGUCCUGCCCGGGAGGAAGAAGAAGAAGACCAGAGCCCCGCCCCCGCGGAAGGAGAGGAAGCCCCUGAGCAGGAAGGAGCGGAAGGCCCUGCAGAGGGUCCUGGAGCAGAAGGAGAAGAAGAGCCAGCGAGCGGAGCUGCUGCAGAAGCUGAGCACGGUCCAGGCGUCGGAGGCCGAGAUGAAGCUGUUCUACACCACGUCCAAGCUGGGCACCGGGGAGCGCAUGUACCUGCGCAGAGACAGGAAGUCCGACGAGGCAGCAGCCCAGGGUCAGAAGAUCAGCAGCCUCGGUGGGGCCCACCGGAAGCGCCGUCGCGAGCCGUCCGCAGAGGAGGGAUCUGAGUCCUCGGCGUCCUCAGCGGAGUCUGAGCCUGACGAGGCCCCGGCCUCUGAGCUGCCUGGUGCAGAGACAGUGGCAGUGCCUCUGACACCAGCUUUGCCAGGGCCCGAGGACCAGAGCCUGGCACCCCCCUGCCAGCCCACUGCGUCCGGGACCCCUGCUCCUGCAGCUGCAGCGCUGCCCAGGCCGCCGGCGAAGCCCGCUGUGUUCGUCCCCGUGCACCGCUCCCCUGAGAUGCAGGAGGAGCGGCUCAAGCUCCCUAUUCUCUCUGAAGAGCAAGUGAUCAUGGAGGCGGUGGCCGAGCACCCCAUCGUCAUUGUGUGCGGCGAGACCGGCAGUGGGAAGACGACACAGGUGCCCCAGUUCCUGUACGAAGCAGGCUACAGCAGCGAUGACGGCAUCAUCGGCGUCACCGAGCCCCGCCGAGUGGCUGCCAUGGCCAUGUCCCAGAGAGUGGCCAAGGAGAUGAAUCUGUCGCAGCGGGUCAUCUCCUACCAGAUCCGGUAUGAAGGGAACGUGACCGAAGAGACGAGGAUCAAGUUCAUGACGGACGGGGUGUUGCUCAAGGAAAUCCAGAAGGACUUCCUGCUGCUGAAGUACAAGGUGGUGAUCAUCGACGAGGCCCACGAGAGGAGCGUGUACACCGACAUCCUCAUCGGCCUGCUGUCCCGCAUCGUGUCCCUGCGGGCAAAGAGGCACCUGCCGCUGAGGCUGCUCAUCAUGUCGGCCACGCUGCGGGUAGAGGACUUCACCCAGAACCAGCGGCUCUUCGCCCAGCCGCCCCCCGUCAUCAAGGUGGAGUCCCGGCAGUUCCCGGUGACGGUGCAUUUUAACAAGAGGACCCCACUGGAAGACUACAGUGGCGAGUGCUUCCGGAAGGUGUGCAAGAUCCACCGGAUGUUGCCUGCAGGUGGCAUCCUGGUGUUCCUGACGGGGCAGGCCGAGGUGCACGCUCUGUGCCGCAGGCUCAGGAAGGCCUUCCCACCCUCCAGGCCCCAGGCCAAAGAAAAGGAAGACGAGAAAGACUCGGCGGAAGAAAUGCGGAAGUUCAAGAAGUCGCGGGCCAGGGCGAGAAAGGCUCGUGCCGGCUCGACACUGCCCCCGAUCAACCUGGAUAACUACUCGGUGUUGCCGGCGGGCGAGGGUGACGAGGACCGGGAGGCAGAGAUGGACGACGAGGAGGCGGCCCUGGGCUCCGACCUCGAUCUGGACUUGGGGGAUGACGAGGCGGACGGAGGCGAGCAGCUGGACGCCUCCCUCCCCCUCCACGUGCUCCCGCUCUACUCGCUGCUGGCCCCAGAGAAGCAGGCGCAGGUCUUCAGGCCACCCCCAGAGGGCACUCGGCUGUGUGUGGUGGCCACCAACGUGGCCGAGACGUCCCUCACCAUCCCCGGUAUCAAGUACGUGGUGGACUGUGGCAAGGUCAAGAAGCGCUACUAUGACCGUGUCACGGGCGUGUCCUCCUUCCGCGUCACCUGGAUCUCCCAGGCGUCGGCCGACCAGCGGGCAGGCCGGGCGGGCCGGACAGAGCCUGGCCACUGCUACAGGCUGUAUUCGUCUGCAGUUUUUGGUGACUUCGAGCAGUUUCCUCCUCCAGAAAUCACCCGGAGGCCCGUGGAAGACCUGGUCCUGCAGAUGAAGGCGCUGAGCAUUGAGAAGGUCAUCAACUUCCCCUUCCCGACGCCCCCCUCUGUGGAGGCCCUGGCUGCUGCCGAGGAGCUGCUGAUCGCGCUGGGGGCCCUGCAGGCCCCCCCGAAGGCAGAAAGGGUGAAGCAGCUGCAGAGCUCACGGCUGAGCUGCCCCAUCACGGCGCUGGGCAGGACCAUGGCCACCUUCCCCGUGGCACCCCGCUACGCCAAGAUGCUGGCCCUGAGCCGGCAGCACGACUGCCUGCCCUACACCAUCACCAUCGUGGCCGCCAUGACUGUGCGGGAGCUGUUCGAGGAGCUGGACAGGCCAGCUGCCAGCGAUGAGGAACUCGCUGUGCUGAAGGACAAGCGGGCCCGGGUGGCCCAGAUGAGGAGGACGUGGGCAGGGCAGGGGGCGUCCCUGAAGCUUGGUGACCUCAUGGUGCUGCUGGGCGCUGUAGGAGCCUGCGAGUACGCCGGCUGCUCGCCCCGGUUCUGUGAAGCCAACGGGCUGCGGUACAAGGCCAUGCUGGAGAUCCGGCGCCUGCGGGGCCAGCUGACCACUGCAGAGCUGACAUCCAGCAGAGCCAGCUGGCCCGCGCUGCCCCCACUGCCCUCACACCCGGCGCCCCCUCCAGUCAACGCCGUGUGCCCCGAGGCCGAGCUCUUCGUGGAUCCGAAGAUGCAGCCUCCCACCGAGAGCCAGGUGACCUACCUGCGGCAGAUCGUGACGGCCGGCCUGGGCGACCACCUGGCCCGCAGGGUGCACAGCGAGGAUCUCCUGGACGACAAGUGGAGGAAUGGCUACAAGACCCCUCUCCUGGACGAGCCCGUCUUCAUCCACCCCAGCUCCGUCCUCUUCCGAGAGCUCCCCGAGUUCGUGGUCUACCAGGAAAUCAUGGAGACCACCAAGAUGUACAUGAAAGGUGUCUCCACUGUGGAUGUCCAGUGGAUCCCGGUCCUGCUGCCCUCCUACUGCCAGUUUGACAAGCCCCUGGAGGAGCCGGCCCCCACCUACUGCCCUGAGAAAGGCCGGGUGCUGUGUCACCGUGCCAGCGUGUUCUAUCGCGUGGGCUGGCCGCUCCCCGCUGUGCAGGUGGACUUUCCGGAGGGCGUCGACCGCUACAAGCACUUUGCGCGGUUUCUGCUGGAAGGGCAGGUCUUCCGCAAGCUGGCGGCGUACCGGAGCUGUUUGCUGUCCAGCCCCAGCACAAUGCUGAAGACGUGGGCCAGGCUGCAGCCCAGGACACAGAGUCUGCUGAGCGCCCUCGUGGCCGAGAAGGCCGACUGCCGCGACGCCCUGCUGGCCGCGUGGAAGAGAAGCCCCAAGUACCUGCUGACCCAGUACUGCGAGUGGCUCCCGCAAGCCAUGCACGCCGACGUCGAGAAGGGCUGGCCCCCGGCCUCUGACCCCUGAGCCGACGCCUGCCUCUGCCGAGGACUGGGGACAGGGAGUGCAGUGCGCUGCCGCUGGAACCACCUGGCAUGGUCACCUGACCACCCCCUGCUCACCAAGGCCCUGGGCGAGCCUCGUCCACCCCACGUGGAUUCUGGACGAGCCCGUGGGCCUGGACACUGGUCCUGGCUGUGUGUCGGGUGCUGCGGGGAGACUGUCUCAUGGUGGGUGAGGACUUCAGGUCACAGGUGGACCCUGUGGUGAAGACGCUCUGCACCACGCUCACCCUUGGGGAGCAUGGCCCGGGGUGUCUGCAGGCCCUUCCCCGGCACUGUGGAGCCCCUCCCUACGGGAAGGGGGCCCAGGGCCACCCAGAAGACGGGCCCACCCACAGGGAAGACGGGCCCUUCCCUGUGUGUGGCUAUGUGGCCAGGGUCGUGUGCCCCUGGUGAUCGGCUCAGACGGCAAGGAGCUGACCUUGGCCAUCUCUCGUCCCCUCUGCCACACCACACUGACGGGACACACACGUGUUCUCUUGGCCUGGAAUGGGCCAAGAGAAAAAAGACACCCCCCCUCUUCUUUUCUAGGGUGGAGGUGGGAGGGAGGGGACAGAGGAGGUCCUCAGGAGAGGAGGAGUGGGAAGACCCCUCGGGACCAAGGGGUCAGGAGCUCUGCCCAGAGCCAUGCUCUGGUCUGGGUGGCUUCUGUCCCAGGCGUCCUGGUUGUGGGCUGUGGUAGGAGUGGUUGUUGAAUAAAAGCGCUCCUGCCACUCAGGCUGUGCUGUGCAGUGACUCAGGGAGAGACUCGGGGGCCUGGCCUGAGUUGUCUGCCCAGCCCCCUCCUGAACCCCCUGGGGGUGGGGGCUUUUCACCUGCCAGGCUCUCAAAGCCCUGGGCAGGGGCCAGCAACGCCCCCGCCCCAUAUCCCUGUGCCUGCUCACUCUGCACCCAGCUUCCUGCUGAUGACCCUGGGGAGGUGGCCGGUGAUGGCUCAACUGCUUGGGCCCUGCCACCCACGUGGGAGACCCAGAUGGUGUUCUUGGCCCCUCACUGCAGUCUGGCCAGUCCUGGCUGGCAUGGCCACGUGAGGGAGUGGACUGAGGUAGAGGGUCUCUGUGUCAGAGUGUGUGUCUGUCUCUCCCUCUCUGUUGCUCUGCCUUUCAAAUAAAUACAUAAAUUUUUUUUAA
Messenger RNA from Oryctolagus cuniculus (rabbit), 4821 nucleotides. Lineage: Eukaryota; Metazoa; Chordata; Mammalia; Lagomorpha; Leporidae. The record is from RefSeq and is a predicted model, not a curated record.